AUGUAUAGGGUCACUUUCGGCUCUCGUACGUUACUGAACAGUGUGGGCGCUGUGCGCCAUGGGAUUACGUUAAGGUACCUAUCGAAGAACGCAAAUCGGAAGGUAGGUGGUACGAUCUUGACCUCCAAUGCAACGCCGGAGUCCACUACGGUCUCCUUUUUGACCGAUGACUGUUCUGGGGCUAAACCUUUCACCGUGUGCUUCAACAAUAUCUUCUUGAGGGAUGCCUCCAGGUCUAGUGACUCCGUGGAUGCGGACACGGGUCAGAAACUGUUCACUACGGGCCAGUUGGCGUCCGAACCACGCCAUUUCACGCCGGAAAAAGUGGACAUCACUGAGAAUGGCCAAGCUUUGUCCAUCACAUGGAGGGAUGGUGACCACUAUGAUUACCCGCUGGAGUUCUUGUACAGGUACAAGGGGUCCACUUAUGUCUCGAGGUCUCUGAGAAACCAAUCUUCGAAGCACAAACCCGUGAUCUGGGAUGCCACUCUUUUCAACAAGCACUUGGAUUCGUUCAGGUACAAGUACAACGAGUACAUGACCGAUGACAAGGUACUGUACCAAACGCUUAUCAAGUUACAAAAGUUUGGGAUUGUAAUGAUCACGGACUUGCCGGAGUUGUCAGCGGACUUGGACCCGCUGCAGGAUCUGUGCCAUCGGGUGGGACCUCUGCGUAAGACAAUAUACGGCGAGGUGUUCGAGGUGGACAACACAAAACCCAACCACUCGAACAUCACGUUUUCGAAUAAGAGGCUGCCCUUCCACCAGGACCUGACGUACUUGGAGAACGUGCCCGGGUUCCAAAUCUUGCAGUGCGCAAGGAACGAGACCGCUGGGGGCGAAAACAUCUACGUGGACGCAUUCAACGCGACGAGACACAUCAGAGAAACGGACACGGAGGCGUACGAGGCGCUGCAGAUCGUGCCCGUCAACUACUCCUACAAGAAGGACGACAAAAGGUACUACCAGUCGAAACCGAUCAUCGAGCAGUUUGAUUCCAAUGAACACAACGUCGAGAUCAGCAACUACGAGUACCUGAUCAAGCAAAUCAACUACUCGCCCCCCUACCAGGCACCCUUCACGUACGGGAUCUACAACAAGGCGCCGCAGAAGGAGGUGAGCACGACACCUGGGAAGACGAUCGAGAGGUUCACUUUUAAAGACUUUGUCAGAGGUCUCGAGAUGUUCGAGGACUCGAUCAACAACCCGGCGAACCAGCUGAUGAUGAAGAUCCCGAAGAAUUGCGCGGUCAUCUUCAACAACCGACGGAUCCUCCACGCAAGAAACGAAAUCUUCUCGAGCGAGGCGUCGCGCAGAAUCUUCAGAGGCUGCUUCUUCAGCAACGACCACUUCAGAAGCAGGUUAAAGUACCUCGAGGAGAGGUUCGACUGA
This is a messenger RNA of Huiozyma naganishii CBS 8797, 1392 nucleotides long. RefSeq names its product Aim17p (gene AIM17). The transcript has a single exon. The record is from RefSeq and is a predicted model, not a curated record. Gene Ontology annotation, biological process: carnitine biosynthetic process. Lineage: Eukaryota; Fungi; Ascomycota; Saccharomycetes; Saccharomycetales; Saccharomycetaceae. Gene Ontology annotation, cellular component: mitochondrion. Gene Ontology annotation, molecular function: oxidoreductase activity. Bases 1 to 1392 code for a protein of 463 amino acids.